Messenger RNA from Venustampulla echinocandica, 270 nucleotides. RefSeq lists its product as uncharacterized. The coding region runs from base 1 to 270 and encodes 89 amino acids. The transcript has a single exon. Lineage: Eukaryota; Fungi; Ascomycota; Leotiomycetes; Helotiales; Pleuroascaceae. The record is from RefSeq and is a predicted model, not a curated record.
AUGCCAAUAAGAAGACCGCCUUUGCUGACGUGGAGGAAUCAACAACCUAGAAGGUACCUGAAUAUCGAGAUUAUCCGCAAGAUUCACGUAUCCAAACAGCCGCCGAAUAGUAGGUUUGCAGUUGGGACGUUCGAAGAGCCUGGCGACACUACUCUUAAGUCUGGCGACACUAUUCCUGAGUUAGGCGACAGUUUUCCUGAGUCCGGCAAGGAAGGCAAGGUCGAUGUCUUUGAGCUAGAUGAACCCGACGACAACGAUCCGAACGCUUGA